Molecule: messenger RNA, 1095 nt
Organism: Ilex paraguariensis (yerba mate)
Lineage: Eukaryota; Viridiplantae; Streptophyta; Magnoliopsida; Aquifoliales; Aquifoliaceae
Source: the annotation of a GenBank genome assembly
GUAAAUCUAUCCAACACAAAACCCCUUCUCUCUCUCUCCCCCUUACCCCCCCCCCCCCCCGGCCACUCCCACCUUCCGGUUUAACCCACCACCUCUUUCCCUCUUCUCAGAAAUUUUAAGAAUCACAGAUUCAAACACAGAAGUUUCAAGUACAGAUUCAUACGGAGAGAGACAAAGGAGGAUGCGAUCCUCGUGUUUGAGGGGAUUGACAUCCGAAUCACCCAAUGGUGUUCGAUCUUCAUCGACGGAAGGUCGUUAAUGGCCUUGCAAAUGACUUGGCAGCCGAGUCUUUUGAAUCUCAAACGCCGUUCCGGUCCUCCUUUAGGCCUCAGAAACCUCGGCAACUCCUGCUAUCUCAACUCCGUCCUCCAGUGCCUCACUUACACCCCUCCUCUCGCCCAAUUUUGCCUCAAAUCCCAACACUCCUCCAAUUGCGAUUUGGCUACGGAGAAAAAGAGCGAGUGUCCGUUUUGUAUACUAGAGAAACGAAUUGUACGGUCUUUGAGUAUCGAUUCAGCCCUAGACACGCCUAUGAAGAUUAAUAAUUGUUUGAGAAUCUUCGCGGAGCAUUUCAGGUGUGGGAGACAAGAGGACGCGCACGAGUUUUUGAGGUAUGUGAUCGACGCGUGCCACAACGUAUGUCUGAGGUUGAAGAAGUUGCAGCAGAUGCAGCUGCAGAGGAAGAAGGGUGGUGGACAUGGAGGUGGUGGGGGUAAUACGGUGGUUAAGGAGAUAUUUGGGGGUGCUUUGCAGAGUCAGGUGAAGUGUUUGUCUUGUGGAGUGGAGUCGAAUAAGGUGGAUGAGAUUAUGGAUAUUAGUCUUGAUGUGUUGCAUAGUGGUUCGCUUAAAGAGGCUUUGAACAAGUACUUUCAACCUGAGGUUUUGGAUGGCAACAACAAAUACAAGUGUGAUAAUUGUAAGAAAUUGGUGGCAGCAAGGAAGCAAAUGUCCAUACUUCAAGCACCUAAUGUUCUUGUGAUCCAACUCAAGAGAUUUGAGGGCAUAUUUGGUGGAAAGAUUGACAAAGGCAUUACUUUUGAGGAAGUGUUGGUGCUUUCAAGCUACAUGUGCAAAGCAAGCCAGGUGCGUGCCUAG